Molecule: messenger RNA, 7781 nt
Organism: Capra hircus (goat)
Lineage: Eukaryota; Metazoa; Chordata; Mammalia; Artiodactyla; Bovidae
Gene: SLC45A3
Product: solute carrier family 45 member 3
Exons: 4
Coding region: 4838-6490 (550 amino acids)
Biological process (GO): transmembrane transport
Cellular component (GO): membrane
Molecular function (GO): sucrose:proton symporter activity
Source: RefSeq, a predicted model, not a curated record
AGUUUGACGGAUUACUCUGUGGCCGAGAGGUCUCUCCCUAAUCCCCCUUUGUGUCCCGGCUCGCAGCCCCGCGCUCGCUCUGACAAGCUGCUAAGCAGAAGGCUUCCCGUCCGAGUGAAGAAAAGGCGGCGCAGCAGGGCGGACGCUAAAUCCCCGGCCCUGGGCCCGGGGGCGGCCGGAGCUGGGCUGCAGGCGGUGGGGGAGGGCCUUCUCUCUGCCGCGGCUGCAGCCCCGGGCCUCCCGCUCUGCGGCUGUGUUCCGAGUAGAGCUCCCGCACGUCCUGGGGAGCCUGGGGGUCGUGGGCCUUGGCUUCUUAUGCAGAUCGCUCUUGCCGGUGGUCGGGUGGGGGUUGGGGAGCAGACCCUUGCUUCUUUGGAAGCACACUUGAGCCUGGAGAAUGCAGGCUGAGCGUGUGCUGGAAGACGUGGAAGCUGCGUGGAGCCUCGGCCCGCGUCCCCUUCUCCCUCGCUGCCCAGACAGGAGGAAUUCCCACAGCCCAGCGGCCCAGGCAGAGAGAUGUGUCAUGGUGCAGAGUUCACCACCUCUCAAGCGUGUUCAUCUCCCAUCUCCUGUCUGGCCAGCACGGGCUUUCUGGGGUGUCCUAAGGCUCCUGUGGAGAGCUCAUUUUGGGGGUGCAGGGGGCUAGGUGUUACGAGGUGGGACCAAGGGCACUGGCCCCUUGGGACUGAGGCAAGGGGCUGGAUGACCCUCCCCCCACCCCGAGAAGUUUUGGUGAGCUUCCAGAGCUAUUCCCUGCCCCUAGAGGAUCUGAGAGGGCAACGUGGGGUGCGGCCCUGGGGUCCAGUCUGGUGUGGAGGAAGCCGGGGUACCCUGUCCUGUGUGGUCUCGGGGCCUCUACCUGUGGGAUCCUCUGCACCUGCAGCCCCGGCCUGGUCUGGGGGGGUGUUAGGGAGCCUGGCGGGUGGUUGGUGACCCCACCCUUUUCUGCCGCUGAGUCUAACCCUAACCCUGCCUCCUCCCCGUUUCCUUCUCUGUGGGGAGGGGCUCCCUGGCCUCGUGAGAAGGCUCACACAGACCGCGCGGCGCGGGGCUCCGGGGUCAGGCCUGGGCUGGGGCCCUUUGAUGCCUGGGCGGGUGUAGGGGCGCCAGCCCGCAUAAAGAGGCCACAGAGCUGCCACCCGAGUGGCAGCUGCCCCGCUCCCUCGGCCUCUGUCGCCCGGAGGGGCCGCCUGCUACCCCAGCCCCACUUCGCCAGAGGGGUGGCAGGAGCCCCUUUGAACGGCCUUAAAGGCCUCUUUAUGCGUCCCUGGACACUCCCUUCCUGGAGGGGCCUUUCCCUGGCCUCCUCCAGCCCUCUGAGCUUUGGAGAGACAGUUCAGGCCAAGUUUGGCUCCUGUUGCUCAGUUGCACUUCCUAUACUCCCUGCUGAGGCCUCACCUGAGAGGGGCGAGGGAGACAGAUGGGCCCUCCAGCCGGGAGCUUCUGCCAUCCGCUCAGCACCCCUGGCUGAGCCCUUAGGAGCCGCCCUCUGGGGGUCGGGCUGGAGUCUCCUUGGGGUGUCUGGGCGUGGGGGCAGCACUUAGGUCCUGCCUGUCCCUUCCAACUCCCACCCUGGGCUGCUGUCAGAGUUAUUCUUUAGAUAAAUGUUUCCCAGGCUCCUUCUCUGCUAGAGUGGGUGCCGGAAAGCUGCACUGGCGCCUAUAGCCCGCUCUGAGCGUGUUGCACCCGGAGUUUUUGGGUAUCUGGAGCUGGGCAGGUAAAAUGCAGAUUCACCCUCCGUCUAAAGGGCUUGAGCUCUGCUCCCCCAGAUGGGAGGGAAGAUGGCUGGGGCAGAGCUCCCUAAAGCUUUCCAGAAGUCUUGGGGUUCCUUCAGCUUCCUUGCUGUCCCGUCAUCCAGGAUCUGCAAAGAGGAGGGGAAAUAGUUGGACCUUGAGAGGGACUUGUCCUCCUAUCAGUCUUCCUUUCCUGUCCACAGGGUCAGCCCCCUUUCCCUCGUCUUCCCGCCCCCUCCCCACCAGGUGAGCCCCUCUGGCUGGGCCUCCGUGUGCCGAGGGCUCCAGGAGCCCUGGGGAGGAGGACCUGAGUCAGAAGCGUCUCUGAGGCUGGAGGGUGGAGGCGUGGAGUGGACCCUGCUGCCCUGCCUGUGUCCCUGAGGACACAGGGGGCUCUGAGAGCAGAGGGACUCAGCGGGCGUCAUCACUUUCAAGCUUUAGGGAGAGGUGUUCCCUGGGAUGCAGAUGGGAGCAGGAGGCAGGAAGAGGGUGACAGACCGCUUCCUGGUCCCCUGCCUGUCCCAGCCUGGGCCCUAGGCUUCUCUGUGUCUAGAAGGCCCCGGGAGGACCACCGGUAACUAGAGUUGGUGCUGUGGGAGUCCUCUAGCUUCCUCCUCCUGAAGGCUGGGGUGGGGGUGAAAUGGGAGGCUGGGGCACUGGGGAACGGUAAGGAAAAGAAAGGAGGGCUUUGGAAGGGAGGGUGUUCUCGGGCUUGGGCGUCUCUCGGGCAGUUCCGGGCUGGGUAGAGUCUGGGGUGGCAGGAGUGCCCGGGAGAGGGAGGCCAGGCUCAGCACUCUGAGCACAGGAGCGGCAGGGCUGGGCCCACCCACCUCCUCCCCGGGAAUCCCUCAGCUGGCCCAGGCCCUGGUCCUGGGCACAGCACCUCUGGAGGGUGGAGAGAGGAGCCGGGCAUGGGAAGGAUUUAGUCCUCCUCAGUCCUGGCUGUGAGAAGCUGGACCAAAGGAGGGAGGGAGGCAGGGGUGGUGCCUGAUGGUUGCUAGAGAGCUGCAAUUUAUUCUAAACAACUGGGGCAAACCAGGGUUUGGGAAUGGGUGCCGGAUGUGGGUGAGGCUGGGUCUGAUAAAGUCUGUUUGCUCAGGGAGGACCUGGUCCCUUAAAGCCCAGGGCAGGGGAGUCUCCAGGGUGGGGAAUGGAAGGGGCUGGAAGCCUUUAGACCCAUAACCCUUCCCUCCAGGUCAGACGGCACUGCCCCCUGGUCUCCAUGGCUCCUUGCUUUCCUCCUGGGGUUGCCGUGGUAGUGCAGGGACUAGGGAGAACUGGAGCGGAACCCACAACCCCCAGCUAAGGGUGUUGUCUGGUCCCCCAACCCACUUUUGCGACCACGUGGGUCAAUGUUUUACAUUUCUCCCAUGCCACCCCCGUAGCAGUCCGUGUCUCUUUCCAAAGUGGAUGAUCUGGGUCUGAGUGGCUCUUGGAGGAGGAGGCUGCUGGUUGUCCAGCCUUGUGUGAAGUCCCUUUCUUCCUGGGCUACAAGUUGCACAAGCCCAGCAGGCAGUUCCGGGAUGGACACUUCUUAGCCAGGAUUGACUGCGUCUGAUUUCUUUGUGGUGCAGCGCAGACAGCACCUGCAGCAUGCUUUGUAACGCACAGCCCUGUGGGGCUUCGUGAUGUUAGAUAAGGAAGCAGAAGCACCAAGCUAUGAGACGCUGAGAUCGGAAGAGGGCACGGAUGAGGGCUGAGGGUGCUCCGGGAAUGCUCUCGGGUGGGGACGGGGGCUGGAGCCAGGCUCUCGGCCGGGAACCGUGCACUGCAGUAGUGCUUUUCAGCAGCGUUUGUGGCGCUGAGUCAGUGAGACUGGAGAAGGCACUCCAGGCUCCAGCCACGAGUGGCCUGAGGCUCUCUGUCCCCCCAUCUAUCCACCACGGGAUGAUGACAGGUUAGGGGACCAGGGCUCCCCUCUCUGCCUUCUCUGUGCAGCUGACUUGGUUUUCCCUCGUCUGUGGUCGCUUGUAAACAGAAUGGACUGCAGGGGGUGCCAUGGUCAGGAAGCAAGACCUAGAGGCCCACUGCCGGAGGGCUUGGGGACCAGCCUGGGUGCUUCCCUGCUGGGAUCUCUGAGCAGAAGGCCCAGUGGGAAGGGCUGCGGGGAUUUCUGGGCCAAGAGGGGAGCCGCCCUGGGGUCACUGGCGUCAUCACAGUGGCUGCCAGGUGGUGAGGCUGGGACCUGGGAGCAGCCCCCCUGUCCCCUGAUAGUUGGGCAGCUCACAUGGGAGUGCUUCUUCCCCGUGGCCACCGAGCAUGGAGAGAAACUGAAGAGGGGUUUUCAGGCCGAGGUUCUUCCAGUGCUUUUCAAAUGGUUUCAAUGACAGGCUCACACCCCACCGGAGAAACCACAGCCUUUUCUCUUCCCCUUGUCCUCCUCCUUGGGGUGGUAGUUUGGUGCAGCUUGGCUUGUGGCCAGGCAAUGUGAAAUAGGAAGUGUGACUCUUAACAAAGGGGAAUUGAACAGCCCUGCUUUGGGAAGUGGAGAGAGAAAAACAAACCGGGCCUCGCAGAGGGUCUCCAGGGGCACCUUGAUGACAGUGCCUGGGGAACUGGGAAUCCAGCUGGUUUCACUAUUUUUCCCCCCCUCCCUUCUAUACUAGGAAACAAGGGAAGUUGCAAAGAUAUUUCAAAACAGAAUUACUAACAUCUAGUAGUCCCUGGAGCGUACUGAGGUUUAAAAAUCAUAUUUACCUUAUUAAUUAGGUCAACCUUAGGCUAAUAUGAACAUGCACUUCCUGCCUGCACGGUAGGGGGUGGCUGCCGGGUGGCAGGGCCACGCCAUCAGCCCGGGAGUGAGCCAGAUUCAGAGCGAAUCCUAGAGCUUGGGUUCCCGGAACUUAAUGCUCUGUGUGUGGCUGUCCCUGCCCUUUUAGGAUCUGAGUGUUGGCAUCUGCCCCUGCCGAGGCCCCCGCAAUGACAGGCGGCUAGCAUGGCUGAGAAACCAGACCUGCACAGAGGGCCCGCAGGAGUGGGCUUCUGGCUGAGUCCUCGGCAGUCGGUGGCAGCCAGGAGGAGAGGCCUUGGCGUCCCCAGCAAGGCGGAGACGGAGCCGUUCUGGAGCGUGUGAGCGGGCCGGAGCCCCACCUGCCCGGUCCAGCAUGGUCCAGAGGCUGUGGGCAAGCCGCUUGCUGCGGCAUCGGAAGGCCCAGCUCCUGCUGGUCAACCUGCUGACCUUCGGCCUGGAGGUGUGCCUGGCAGCGGGGAUCACCUACGUGCCACCCCUGCUGCUGGAAGUGGGGGUGGAGGAGAAGUUCAUGACCAUGGUGCUGGGCAUCGGUCCGGUGCUGGGUUUGGUCUCGGUCCCGCUGCUUGGCUCAGCCAGUGACCACUGGCGCGGGCGCUAUGGCCGCCGGAGGCCCUUCAUCUGGGCCCUGUCCCUGGGCGUUCUGCUGAGCCUCUUCCUCAUCCCGAGGGCCAGCCGGCUGGCGGGGCUGCUGUGCCCGGACACCAGGCCUCUGGAGCUGGCGCUGCUGAUCCUGGGCGUGGGGCUGCUGGCCUUCUGCGGCCAGCUGUGCUUCACGCCCCUCGAGGCCCUGCUCUCCGACCUCUUCCGGGACCCGGACCACUGUCGCCAGGCCUUCUCCGUCUACGCCUUCAUGAUCGGCCUCGGGGGCUGCCUGGGCUACCUCCUGCCCGCCAUCGACUGGGACGCCAGCGCCCUGGCGCCCUACCUGGGCACCCAGGAGGAGUGCCUCUUUGGGCUGCUCGCUCUCAUCUUCCUCACCUGCGUGGCGGCCACGGCGUUUGUGGCCGAGGAGGCGGCCCUGGGCCCGGCUGAGCCUGCGGAAGGGCUCUCCGCCCCCUCGGUGCCGCCCUGCUGCCCAGGCCGCGCCCGCCUGGCCCUGCGGAGCCUGGGCGCCCUCUGUCCUCGGCUGCGCCGGCUCUGUUGCCGCAUGCCCCGCGCCCUGCGCCGGCUCUUCGUGGCAGAGCUGUGCAGCUGGAUGGCGUUCAUGACGUUCACGUUAUUUUACACAGACUUCGUGGGUGAGGGGCUGUACCAGGGCGUGCCCGGGGCUGAGCCAGGCACGGAGGCCCGCAGACACUAUGACGAAGGGAUCCGGAUGGGCAGCCUGGGGCUGUUCCUGCAGUGUGCCAUCUCCCUGCUCUUCUCCCUGGUCAUGGACCGGCUGGUACAGCGGUUUGGCACCCGGGCAGUCUACUUGGCCAGCGUGGUGGCCUUCCCCGUGGCGGCUGGUGCCACGUGCCUGUCCCGCAGCGUGGCGGUGGUGACCGCCUCAGCUGCCCUCACCGGCGUCACCUUCUCUGCCCUGCAGAUCCUGCCCUACACGCUCGCCUCCCUCUACCACCGCGAGAAGCAGGUUUUCCUGCCCAAGUACCGAGGAGACGACGGAGGCGGUGCCAGCGAGGACGUCGUGAUGACCAGCUUCUUGCCGAGCCCCAAGGCCGCAUCCCCCUCCCCCCACGGACACGGGGGGCCUGGUGGCCUGCUGGCAGCCCCGCCCGCUCUCUGCGGGGCCUCUCCCUGUGACGGCUCCGUGCGCACCGCGGUGGCUGAGCCGCCCGAGGCCAGGGCGGUCCCGGGCCGUGGCAUCUGCCUAGACCUGGCCAUUCUGGACAGCGCCUUCCUGCUGUCUCAGGUGGCUCCGUCUCUGUUUAUGGGCUUCAUCGUUCAGCUCAGCCAGUCCGUCACUGCCUACAUGGUCUCGGCGGCAGGCCUGGGUCUGGUUGCCAUUUACUUUGUCACACAGGUAGUAUUUGACAAGAGUGACUUGGCCAAAUACUCUGUGUAGGGUGCUCGCCAGGCAUGGAGGGCGGAGGGCCUGCCUCCCCGGUCCGGCUCUCCCUGCUCAGCCUCCUGGGGCCGGGGCUGGUCUUGCCCUUUCUGCUGCUGCCAAAGUGGUUGGUGUGGCUCUCCGCUGCCUCCCGGUGGCAGCGACGUGCUUCUUCCCUCUCAGCCCUAUGCCAGGCGGGCCGGCUGGCUUGGUUGCUCUUCAGAAGGCUUGUCUGGACUUCUCCAAGGGGAGAAGGGCAGGGCAUUUAAGUAGGUCCAUGCACUGGAAUGCGGGACUCUGCCUGGGGAUCGCCCAGGCUCAGGGUGGACAUCUGGGGUCCUGGUCAGGACACACCCAGUGAAGGGAUCGGGGUAAAUCCCAAAUUUGAGUAAAUGCAGCCGCCUGUUCUAGCACCAAGGGCCUUUAUCCUGCAGGUUCUCCCAUUGCCGCUCCUGCAUGGGAGUUUUCUACGGUGAGACUCUGCAGGAUUUGCAAGUACGGAAAGGACUUGGGGGGAGCACGAUCCUGAGUGGUGAAGGCAAGCUGCCCCGCCCUCCAGCACCCCCUUUCUGCUAUUCCCCCUCCCCUACACUUUAUUAGGACUUUGCUUGUUGGCCCCUGUGGUGCCAUCACAGGGACCCUGGUCUUUAAAUAUUUAACUUAUUUAUUUAAGUAGAAGGGGAAUCAAGGUGUCUAGGAGUUGGGUAGGAUAAGAUCCUCGGCGACUAGGUCCCCUGAGAUGGUUGGUUAUUGGGCUGAGGGUUGCCAGAAUCUCCUUCUCCUGGAGGGAUUGGUCUGGCCUCUAAACUGCCUAACCUUGAGCUUGCAAACUCCACUCAUCCCAACUGAUACCCCAGCUCCUGGUACCUGAGGUGGGGAGGGAUAGGGAAUGUGAAGGGUGGGGCUCCAGGUCUCAGCAGCCUCCCUAGAACCCCCCACCUCGUGACCCUGCCAGCCCCCAAACUCCCCACCCCCCCCUCUAGGACUGGGCCUCCAAGCCCACCUUUCCUCGCCCGCUCCACAGUCCCCUCUUUGGGGCUGUUGUGGGACCAGAAGCACAGAGUGUGGCUCUUUGAGCCUCUAUCCAUCUCAGCCCCCAGGGCAUAUCUGUGCUUAAGAACUCUAGUGCAGAAACUCAGGAGCACCCCCUGCCUGGGCUAAGGAGGUCUUAUCUCUCUGGGGGGUUUAAGUGCCGUUUGUAAUAAUGUCACGUCUUAUUUAUUUAGCGGAGUAAAUAUUUUAUGCUGUAUGUGAGCAAUCAGAGUAUAAUGUUUAUGGUGAUGAAAUUAAAGCCUUCUUCUAUGUUUCA